AACACCAAUUUCAGCAAUAAAAUGCAAACAAGUCUGUGACGUACUCACACAAACAUCACACAGCACCAGGACUUACUAUCAUCAAACAGAGCCCCCCCAGCUCUCUUUCUCUCUCCCCUCCUCUCUCUCUCUCUCUACACCUCUCUCAGCAGCAGAAGGAGCAUCCUAUAGGCUAAUCAGUUGGUAGUUUCGGUCCAGCAUCCUCCACCACCUCCCAGAAGAGGAAAGUCGACAACCGGUGCGUGCGAGGUGUUUUUGUCCGCUGCCAUGGUGGGAAUUACGGAUCUCGUGUGCCUUCUCGUCCCGCUGGUGAUGCUCGCGGGCUCUACCUUCCAGACCGACGUGAAGAGCGUCAAAGAGACGGAAAAAACGGGGAAUUUCAUGGAAGACGAGCAGUGGCUGUCCACCAUUUCACAGUACAGCCGCAAGAUCAAGCACUGGAAUCGCUUCAGAGAUGAGGUAGAGGAUGAUUAUGUUCGUACGUGGGAUGAAAAUCAAGGUUCGAGUGACAAUGUAGACACCACCAAGGACCCCUGUCAAAAGGUUAAGUGCAGCCGACACAAGGUGUGUAUCGCCCAGGGCUACCAGAGAGCUGUGUGUGUAAACCGCAAGAAACUUGAGCACAGACUGAAGCAACCCACUCUCAGGUCCCCUGAUGGAAACUGUCAGCCCUGCCCCAUCUCCUCCACAGGGCCGGUUUGUGGAUCAGAUGGACACAACUACGCCUCAAAGUGCAAGCUGGAGCAGCAGGCAUGUCUUACGGGGAAGGAUCUUACCCUGAAGUGUUCAGGUCUGUGUCCUUGUCCAACUGCUGUCCCUACAGCCAAGGAGAAUAAACGCGAGAGCUGCACUGGACAGGAUCUGGCUGAUCUUGGUGAGCGUCUGAGGGACUGGUUCCAACUGCUGCAGACCAAUGCCAAGCAGAGCAACAACAGCAAGCCUGGAGCCAGAACCACUGCAGCAGGCGCCACAUCAGUGCUGGACAGGAGCCUGGUGGCCAGCUGUAAGGACUCCAUAGGCUGGAUGUUCUCCAAGCUGGACACCAACAGUGACCUGUACCUGGACCAGGCCGAGCUGGCUGCCAUCAACUUGGACAAGUAUGAGGUCUGCAUCCGGCCCUUCUUCAACUCCUGUGACUCCUACAGGGACGGCAAGGUCUCUACUGCUGAGUGGUGCCUCUGCUUCUGGAGAGAGAAACCAUCCUGCCUGGCUGAACUCGAGAGAAUCCAAGUACUAGACGGUGGCAAGAGAAAGUUUGGUCGAUUCAUCCCCAGCUGCGAUGAGGACGGCUACUACAGGAAGCAGCAGUGUGACAGGGGAGAGUGCUGGUGUGUUGACCAAAACGGAGGAGAAGUAGCCGGAUCUAGGAUUCGUGGCAAGCCAGACUGCGAUGAUGAAAUGGCAUAUUCAGGUGAUUUUGGCAGUGGAGUUGGAUGGGAGGACGAAGAAGAGAAAGAAGCUGAGGAGACUGCAGAGGAAGCUGAAGAGGAAGAGGGAGAGGUGGGAGAGGUGGAUGAUGGGGGCUAUAUCUGGUAAAGGGCCAGUGUGUAGUCCAACAUCUCUACAAGAGCAUCUCGGUGGUCCCAACCACAAACAUCCCCACACACACACACACACACACACACACACAACACAGAUCCUGAAAAGAAAUGGACACGGUGAAGCUCUCACACUCAGAACAACACUGGCUUAUGAACAAACAAAGGAGGGGGUUGCAAGGGAUUGGGAAAGGGGAGAUACAUUAUGUAAAGGUAGUAUUUAAUGUUACAAGAUGUUCUUAAAAUGGGCUGGGGAAGGGGAAAUAUCACUAUUAAGAAAUUCUGGGUAUGGAGUCAAGAAUUUUGUCCCCCUAUGCUUGUGAAUCUUUGUUCUCUUCUGUUGUAUGUCCUUUGAAGCAUCUUUGAGCAGUUUUUAGCUGAUGCAUAAUGGAGACUCUAAGCAGCUGCAGGUGCUAGACAUGUGCUUGCAUUAAAAAAAAAUGGAGAAAGACUGGGUGCAUUUCACUAGUCCAAACCGGCCUCUUUCAUCUUAUCUUUCUGCAGAUUAACAAAAUUUAGAUAACCAGCUUUGAUUUUAGGCAGGAAACAGGCAAUUAAGAGAGGAAGCCACUUUAGAGUAUUGAAAAGCACCCUUUUUCAUGUCAUACGCUUCGGCUCAUAUGUGACAGUAGUGCUCUGUCUCAUUCAUGACUCAUGGAAAAAAAGUUUCUGACGUAUCACUCUUUAGCUUGUAUAUAAUGUGUGUAUCAGAAGACUGAUUGUCACCUAUUAGUCCCGUUAUCAAUGCCUUGAAAGACUGGCAGAAUAUACUGCUUAGUUGUCAAGUGUACAUCGUAUCAUUAUGUGGAUCAAUUAUUGUGUUUAAUAAAAAAUAAAUAAAUAAAUAAAACAAAAUAAACUGGUCUUUGUGGCCCAGCUGGCCA
Scatophagus argus is the source of this 2422-nucleotide messenger RNA. It is a transcript of the gene spock2, whose product is annotated as SPARC (osteonectin), cwcv and kazal like domains proteoglycan 2. The record is from RefSeq and is a predicted model, not a curated record. The coding region runs from base 268 to 1536 and encodes 422 amino acids. Lineage: Eukaryota; Metazoa; Chordata; Actinopteri; Scatophagidae. Gene Ontology annotation, molecular function: calcium ion binding; protein binding. The transcript is spliced from 11 exons.